Linepithema humile (Argentine ant) is the source of this 1625-nucleotide messenger RNA. Lineage: Eukaryota; Metazoa; Arthropoda; Insecta; Hymenoptera; Formicidae. The record is from RefSeq and is a predicted model, not a curated record.
UUUUUUUGACGUGUAGCGUACUUUUUACAUAUAUGAAAGGAGAAAAGUAACAUAAUGGAACGAAAUUAUUGUUAUUAAAAUAGGCUCGGUGUCGUGCAGCCGUUGAAUGACGGAAGACCGUCGUACUUCGAUCUACCGUAAAAGAAUAAAUUGCACCUGCGGAUGGGAGGUAAAGUUCGGUUACGGCGUGGCUUUCACGCUAGCCGUCUUCGAGGCGAAGCGUCUCUUCGUGCUCGCCUUGGAGAUUUUUGCAGAAUGGCAGGUGAUCCGCUUAGCAGGUGGUCUCCAGCCGGUCGCCCUCAUCUUGGCGGAAGUUGCUCUGGGAUUACCGUGCGCCCUUAUGACUGUACGCACCAUACGCAGGCGCAAAUUAACCAGUUUUCCGAACACUAAGCAAGUGCUGAAGUGCCUUUUAAUGAUGAUAGUUGUGUGCGCCGCUGUGAACACGGCGACCUUAGCCUCGAUAGGAUAUCACAUCAGUGUGAGGCGAGAGACGCUGGUCCAUGUCUUCAACGCCUCCAUGCAGCUUUACGUCAAGGCAGCAUCGUACAAGUAUGCGAUCGACGAGAUCCAAUUCGUGCUACAAUGUUGUGGUCACACAUCUUAUACCGAUUGGUUUCUUUUCGACUGGCAGAGAGUGGAUUAUGCGUCCCGAGAGGAAAUGGCGGAACAAAGUAAAAUAUCGGAUGAAGACUACAGGGACCGUGGAGUUCCUUUCAGCUGUUGUAACUUGCGUGCUGUUGCGCCCUGCGUGCACAUAGAAAUGACGGAUGAUAAAACGAUAAACGUGAACGGCUGCGCGGAAGUCAUCAGUCCUAUUCUUUUUAGAAUCGUCAUAGUCGCUUACAUCAUGACCAGCACUUUAAUAAUUAUACAAGUGCUAUUAGCGUAUUUAAUUGCCAGAAUGGUUAACAGAUUUAUGCCACAAGAAACUCCCUAUCUUCAGAUAUCUCUUCGAGACCAAAAUCCAAACACAUGUUGCCACCCAUUGUUGAUUAAAAGUCAUAUCAAGAAAAACAAGAAAGAUAAACCGCCUUUGUCUAAAUACAGUUGUUCUAUCAUGAAUCAUGAAAAUUGUACUUGGGACGUGGCAAAGAUUAAACCGAGCGUUCACGAGGAGCAUAAAAUAUCCACGAAACGUUUUUACAAGCACGCACGCUGAAGGCUUCUUGCGCUAAUGAUUUACAAGUCUUCAGAACGAUUAGAGCGGUACGACUCUUUCGAACAAACUGCGCAUUAAUAUUAAUACGACAAAAUACUAAUUGUUACAAUGACAAAAUACUAAUUGCGGCAGUUAGAGGUGAGUUAAGUCACUGAGUAGAAUAAAUAUCUUAAUAGUGUUAAUAGUUUUAGUAGGAAAUAAGUAAAUUUCCAGUGUGAGAUUCAAGAUGUAAGAAUUCCGCGCAGUUCGCUAUGACGAAGAUGACGAUUUGUAUACAGGAAGUCGUGGAAUUAUCGUUUCUUGGCGUGAAUAACAUAUUAAAAACUUCUGUAAAACAUGUCUCGUUAGCGAUCGAGAGAGGAAUUAUAUCCAGGCUUUCAUCAUAAUUGUUACAUAAUGAAAAAUAUAAUUGUCUGCAUUUUUAUACUCUGUUAUUGAUAUCAAAGUCCUUGUAAUAGAACAC